AUGGCACCAACACGCGAUGUGGUGAUUUUAGGUGGUGGAAUAUCGGGUCUUACACUUGCUUACUUUCUGCGUCAAGCUUUACCUAAAGCUGUAGCGAAUCAAACGCAUAUUCGCGUGCUAGAAUCGGCAAAUGUCGCGGGCGGAUGGGUGCGUACGGCAAAACGCAAUGACUUUUUGUUUGAAGAAGGACCUCGAGGCUUUCGUCCUUCACGCAAUGGCGCCGAGAUGCUGCGUCUCGUAGAGCAAUUACAGCUACAGAAUCAGAUGCAGGCAGUGGAUCCAUCGGCUCAGGCACGCUACAUUUUGCGAAAUGGAAAGGUGGAAAAAGUGCCCACAUCGAUAUUGGACGCGUUGCAAUGGCCGCUGACGCUUUCUGUGGCUCGUGCAGCACUGCGUGAGCUGUUUGUCAAGAAAGGUACAAUGCAGGAUGAAAGCAUUUACAAUUUCAUGGCUAGAAGGUUUAGUCCGUUUGUAGCUGAGAGGUUACUGGAUCCCAUGGCGUCGGGCAUCUUUGGUGGCGAUAUCAAAAAGCUCUCAAUACGCUCAUGUUUCCCUAUGCUGGUUGACUUAGAGCGGGAACAUGGAUCAAUUGUGAAGGGAAUGCUCUUUGGAAGCCUAAAUAAGGACGAUUUGCUGCUAGACGGAACUAAGAAAUCAAACUUUGUGAAAGAGCAUGAAAAGUCUAUCAGUGUUAGCUUUGCUGAUGGUAUGAGCACACUAAUAGAUGCGUUAGCAGCCAAUAUUGCAAACGAUCCCAUGGCAGAUCUUCAGCUAAACACAAAGGUGACAAGACUUGAGGUAUAUGGGAAUGACAAGCCACAACGUUUUGUCGUGGAAAGUAAAGAUCUUGUAUCUGGAGAGAUUCAAAAGCCGAUGCGAGCAACACACGUGUUCUCGACACUCCCAGCUUGUCAUUUAGCUCGAGUUGUAAAGGAUACAGCCCCUAACUUAACUGUUGCACUUAACGAAAUACAGUUUGUAGACAUGGGUAUGGUGCACGUUGGAUACAACGAAAAGGUGCUGACGGCCGACGGCUUCGGAUACUUGAUCCCUACUUCAGAGCAUGAGAAGGUGCUUGGUGUUGUCUUUGACUCCAACACUUUUCCUGCGCAGAACCCAAAGGGCAAAACUCAAAGUCGUUUAAGCGUCAUGUGCGGUGGAGCGCACUUCCGUGAAGUCACGUCAUUGUCCAAGCAAAAAUUGGAGCUCUAUGCUUUAGACGCAUUAAAGCGACACCUCGGUAUCACACGUACGCCCGACUACGUUCGUACAUUGACCAUGACCAAUGCAAUUCCACAAUACCACGUAGGGUUUUAUCAAACAGUACAACGCAUCGAAAAGGAAGUCGCUCGCAGCACACCAGGUCUGGUUCUGGGUGGCAACAGCUUCUAUGGUAUCGGAUUGGCAGACUGUGUGACUCACUCAAAGCGACUUGCGCUACAAUUUGCUAAAAGAGUUUAA
This is a messenger RNA of Plasmopara halstedii, 1461 nucleotides long. RefSeq names its product protoporphyrinogen oxidase. Gene Ontology annotation, molecular function: protoporphyrinogen oxidase activity, oxygen as acceptor. The transcript has a single exon. The coding region runs from base 1 to 1461 and encodes 486 amino acids. NCBI's taxonomy places the organism in Eukaryota, Oomycota, Peronosporomycetes, Peronosporales, Peronosporaceae. The record is from RefSeq and is a predicted model, not a curated record. Gene Ontology annotation, biological process: heme biosynthetic process. Gene Ontology annotation, cellular component: mitochondrial inner membrane.